CUCUACUUUAUAACAGCUGUGCGCUACAGGGAAAAAAGGAAUCAGCAGCAGAAGCACUAAACCGAACAGAGAGUUUUGAGUUCAACCUGAAUAAAAAGAGCAGUUUCAGGCAGAUCUGCUGAACGGACUGUAGGUUUCUGAUUUAUUCUGUAUUUUAGGAAGCUGCUUUAUUUUUUUUUUUUUUCAUUUCCUUUUUUUUAUAAAUUGAAAAAUAGAAAUAGAGCAGAUCUGUGGUGUUUUGGAGGAAGGACAGGUUAUGGAUUUACGGCUGCUGAAGGAGAUGCUGGAGUGUGUGAGCAGUCUGAACGGCUCGGCGCUGAACGGGACCGACAGCAUUAACUCCACCUGUGGCCACGAUACACUGCUGCCCAAAGCCCCGGACCCCAAACCCAAAGAAAUGGAUUCAGUGAGGAUACUGCUGUACUCGCUCAUCUUCCUGCUCAGUGUCUUCGGUAACCUGCUCAUCAUUGUGGUUCUGCUGGUGAAUAAGCGGAUGCGGACGGUCACUAACUCCUUCCUCCUCUCGCUGGCUGUGAGUGAUCUGAUGAUGGCUGUGUUCUGCAUGCCCUUCACCUUCAUCCCGAACCUUCUAGAGGACUUCAUCUUUGGAGCUGCCAUGUGUAAGAUCGUGGCCUAUCUGAUGGGAAUCUCCGUCAGCAUCUCCACCUUCAGCCUCAUGGCCAUAGCGAUCGAGCGCUACAGCGCUAUCUGUAAUCCUCUGAAGUCCCGGGCCUGGCAGACCCGCUCGCACGCCUACAAGGUCAUCGCUGUGACCUGGGUCGCCUCCUUCCUCAUCAUGACGCCGUAUCCAAUCGUCUCCACACUGGUUAACUACACCAAACCCAACAACACCAUCACAAGACACAUGUGCCGCCACGACUGGCCCAAGGACCAGGUGCAGCAGGCUUGGUGCAUCCUGCUGCUUUUCGUUCUGUUCUUCAUACCCGGAGUGGUGAUGAUCACAGCCUAUGGGCUUAUAUCUCGGGAGCUUUAUCGCGGAAUACAGUUUGAGCUGGAGCAGAAGAAGGGGCAGUGCGGAAUAAAGAAUGGUGCCAGUACUCCGGUCUCCACUGGGAAUGAUGACGGAGAUGGCUGCUAUAUUCAGGUAUCAAAGCGACCCAACUCCAUGGAGAUGUCCACCCUCACCCUUACCAGCUCUGCCAAGGUGGACCGUCCCCGGAGCAACACCUCCGAGACCAAACUGAUGGCCAAGAAGCGCGUGAUCCGCAUGCUGAUUGUGAUCGUAACCAUGUUCUUCAUCUGCUGGAUGCCGCUGUAUUCGGCCAAUACCUGGAGAGCCUUCCAUCCGGCCUCAGCUCAUCGGCUUCUCUCCGGAGCCCCCAUCUCCUUCAUCCACCUGCUCUCCUACACCUCCGCCUGCGUCAACCCCAUCAUCUACUGCUUCAUGAACAAGCGCUUCCGCAAGGCGCUGCUGACCACCUUCUCCUGCUGCUGCCGGCCAUGCCGCUCUCGAGGCUUCAGAGAGGGAGACGAUGAUGUCACUGCCACCGGAGCGUCCGUGUCUAAGUUCACCUACACCACCAUCAGCACCAUGGGACCAUGCUGACUGCCAGGUUAGCUGGGUUAGCUGAGUUAGCUGGGUCAUGCUUCACCAUGCUUCAGCAGUAGAAUGCAGGUGGGAGGUUCAGAGAAUGGCCUGGAUUCAUUGGAGAACUUGUUCAAGGAAACUCUGGCCUCAAGCUUGACUCUGCUGUGAGUGAUAUGUUACAGUUAUGUUAGCAGCAACAACAGUAUCAGCAUGCUAUCAUCUUAUCAUUCAGUAUUUGGUCAUUUGUGAUUGUAUAUAUUGUUGCAUAUGCACGGUAUAUAUUCUUGUAUGUAUUUUGAUAUCUGCCGUAACUCUCUGGUGUGUAUUUUAAGUGCCUGCUUAGGACUGUGUUGCUGAUAUUUAUUUUCAGUUUUUAAUGUGUUCACUGGGCUUAAUAAUUAGUUGGUGGUAGGAUGUGGCAGGCAAGAUUCAUGGGUUAUGGAUUAAAAAAUAGCUCUCAAGUUAGGUCAGCGAGUCAGGGAGUCAGUGGCUUGUUCAUUAGGAAUGAGUCGAAAAGGUUUUGGAAUUCUAGUCCAAAUUCUCUAGGAUAUACUGAGUCUCUUGCUAGGGUGCAAGUAAAAUUUGAGGAUUGAGUCUAUGGGUUCUAGACUGGGAUCUGGGAUCCAGAUCCAGUCUCUGGGAUUUGAGUAAAA
This is a messenger RNA of Astyanax mexicanus (Mexican tetra), 2202 nucleotides long. RefSeq names its product cholecystokinin receptor (gene cckbrb). Bases 257 to 1567 code for a protein of 436 amino acids. The record is from RefSeq and is a predicted model, not a curated record. The transcript has 5 exons. Gene Ontology annotation, molecular function: gastrin receptor activity; neuropeptide receptor activity. Gene Ontology annotation, biological process: neuropeptide signaling pathway. NCBI's taxonomy places the organism in Eukaryota, Metazoa, Chordata, Actinopteri, Characiformes, Acestrorhamphidae. Gene Ontology annotation, cellular component: membrane.